AGUGUUGUUUCGGGAAUUUUGCAUAACCGGCUUAGAAAAUGUAAUACAUAUUUUGGUUUUUGCAAAUUAGUAUUUAAUUUACGCUUUUCUUAGUAAAAUACCGGUUAUUUGAAGUGAAGUGAAGAUAUAUGAAAAGCAGUGUUUGUGUGUGAACCGUGUAAACCAAACCUUGGUAUAUAAAAGGUUGUAAUCGUAUAAGUGGUCACUGCUUCUGGAGCAAUGCCUUCACUAAUGCUAAGUUUGCCGGUUGGUCGUUACACGUCCUAUUUCGAUAACGCCGGGUCGGUAAAGAAGAUCGAUGUGAAUCGAAGUAAGAAGUGUUCGCGUGUUCGAUAUUCGGGAACGGUUAAGAAAAAAAAUUGUUUUCCAAGUGGCGAAUUAUUACAACAAUUAGAUGCCUGCCUUGAGGAGCUCAAUGUUACGAUCAUGGCAGAACUAGCUGAACGCGAACGCGUUAAUCAGGAGCUCCGUGAAGAAGUUCACAAGCAACUCGAAUAUGUUGGAAAUUUAUUAACAAAUUUUCACGGUUCAGAUAAACAGAAAAGUUUGUUUACUAGUCAGCUCUCGAAGCUGGAAGGGUUGACCAGCGAUCGUAAUAAAAGACUCAAAUCCGAUACGCUGAGAAAAUUGCUGGAGAGUCUUGAGAUUUUGAUCGAGAAAAUCCAAAAAAGCUCAGAACCAACAGAGAUCGGUGUGACAAACGCAGAAGUACCGCCAACUAAAAGUGCUGAUUUAGAGGCUAAGAAAACUGUGCCAUUUUCUGCAAGUUCCAAUGAAUCGGUUGCUAAGAAUGCAAGCCCCGAGCCGUUGCUAAAUGUGCCACCGACAUCCACUCCGUCAGCAUCGGCACCAUCGACAACCACAUCAUCGACAUCGGCACCAUUGACAUCUACACCAUUGAUUGAGUCUGAACCUCCUUUGACCAAAUCUACCGUUGAUGUUCCAAUUCUGAUAAAAGAAAUAAUUUCUGAAGAAGCAAAACUAAAACAAAAGGCACAAAUUCCUUGGCGAACACCUAGUUGUUUAGAGCUUGACGAAAAGGAAUCAUCUGCCAAAGAAAAUGUUCAUUUAAACAAAAAGAAUACGAAACCGACAGGGUUGGCCGAGCCAGUCCAGAUUGCUGAACCAGAGAGGAUAGCGCAUCGAUAUCCAAAGAAAGCAAAAAAACGAGCGGCUGAAAAUGAAGCUGAUAUGGAUAUUCCGUUUAAGAAGCCAUUACCUAUGCCACCCCAUGCCACGCACAUGCCACCAGAACCGCAAAAGCCAUUGUUUUCGCGUCGUCAUCAGCUUCCUCCGGAACCGCCUGUGUUCGAGAAACCGGAUCCUCGAAACUAUGGAGACUAUUGUAGGCGUCGCCAAAUGCAACAGCAAAAUCGAGCCCGCUUCGAAAGCCAAAAUCAGCAGUACUAUCGUCAACGCCCGGCGCCGCCAGGUUCACGAAUUCGAACGGAAACACCACAUGCAUUCGCUGUUCCUGCUUCAAUUCCGGUUCCUCCAACUACAAUGAUAGCACCAUGUCCGCCAGCUCCUAGGGCGGUAGUACCACCCACAAUUGCGAAGCCUCCAACUCGUGUGGUACCACCGAAUACCACCACUGUGACAGUUCGUCCGGAGCACAAAAAGGCAAUUAAUCCUGUGUAUUCCAGCGAUGAACCAAUUGCGCUUGGAAAGAAGGACCAAGCGAAAAAGAAUGUAUCACCUGCGAAAGCAACUGAAAAUGUCAAAAUUGACGAGCCCAAAACCAAUGAACGUCAAAAAUCUAAUGAAAUAUUAAAGACUGCUGAUCCUAAGACGAAAUCAAUGCAGAAAUCGCAAACAAAUGAAAGAAAAGUGACAGAAAAAGUGCAGGAUCAGAAGAAGCAAAAUCCUAUUGAUACCAAAAAGAAAACCUCAAAAGCAAGCGAUGGAAAUUUGAGUGAAAAUCAGUUAAUGGAUUUAUUAAAAGAAAUUGGCGAUCCAGAUAAGGUGAAUAAGAUUUUAAGCGUAAUGAAUAAUAAUUCCGACGAUGAUGAUGUAACCAAGCGAAAGGAAGUGCAGAUCGGCAAAAAGGCAUCUGUAGCAACGAAAACUAAAACACCGGCCAAAAGUAGUAAUAAAAAAGUUAAACGUGCCCAAGCGAAAAUCGAUGAAACGUCUUCGGAAGAUGAAACACUUGAAAAAACGACAACCAAGAAGGGUCAGAAAAAGGAAAAAUCGAAGCUCGUGAAACGUACCGGUGCUGGAAGCCGGGAGUUAAACCUGUUAAUCGAGAACAGUAGUGAGUGGAUGUCUAAGGGAGUUGAAAUACAAUCUACAAGGAGACGUAAUGCGCAAACACAUGCGCAAAGCGACAGUACACUGGCUAAGCCAUCUGAAUCGAAACGUGCAGAGGAUGAAAUUGAACAUCUUACAUCGGAGGAAGACGAUUCGACAGGUGGUAUCAAGAAUCAAUCAACAGAAGAGGAAGAUUCGCUGCUUACGGUUGCUAAAGUUUCCCCGGUUCAGCCAAAAGGAAAGUCUAAGACCAAAGAAAUCACUUAUGUAUAUAAUGACAAAAAGCAGGUUCAUUACAAUAGCAAUUAUUCUAGCAAUUGUGCUCUCUGUUCCUUCAAUGGUUCGGCGAUUGUUGAUCAUUAUGUGUAUGAUCAUAAGCAAUACGAAGUAUUUGUAAGUCGUGUUUCUCCGAAGAUGGCAGAUAUUAUUCGAGCAGAUCCAUUCCUAACCAACGGACUCCUGUUGAAUGAGAGUUCUGGUGAAGAAAAAAUUCGUUUCAAAUGUCUCUUUUGUCUUUCGGCACGCGAAAUGGGGCGUACUGAAUGGAUUAAGCAUUUAACAUCGCACACGGGUGAAUAUCGAUACCGUUGCACCAGUUGUCCGGUGAUGUCUCAAGGCGAAGAACUACCCAAUACCUUUUUCCAUGAGAAAACUUGUUUGAAACCGGUGCUUGCUCUGUACAAUGCUGCUGAGUUCCAGGACAAUCAUAUGUAUGGUUACAUGUGUGAACAAUGUAAUUACAUUCAGAUUCGUCGCGUCAAUAUGGAAAGGCACCUGAAGAGAGAGCAUCCCUCAUCUGAUGUGACCUGUAUAAGGUUUAGUAUUGUGAAUUAUAAGAUUGAGACAAAACCCAUAAUUGACGAGGACCAUGAAAUGACCGACUUAACUCCUAGGGUGAUGAUUCCGCUGCAGCCUAAAACUGAACUUGCCGAAGCUUGUGAGAUCGUUAAUCAACCUUUCACGGAAGACGAUGAAUCCGCGGAAUCGGCUGUUUCAGAAGGUCCUCCGGCUGUGCUUGCGCAAAGAACGAAUAUUCGACUCAACUCUGUUCACAUUGGUCCUGCUGGCGUGUACGGACGAUUGGAACAUAGGCCGUUUGUAUUUAAACAAGAACAGGAACUGCAAGGCGAUCAGAUUAGCUCAAGUGGUGGUUUCUUCGAAUCACCUAGCUCUCCAGACAUGAUGUCUUCGUCAGAAGCUCAAGCGGUUGUGCCAGUUUUGCAGAUAGAUUCCGUGCAAGGAGGUUUUCAUUUGGGUAAUACUUUAUUCAAGCGGGAACCGUGCGAAACCGACUAUGAUUCUGAUGCUAGUGAUAAAACGACUGACUUCAACAUGUCUGAUGCUACCGAGGAAGGUCAAAAGAGUGGUGAAAAGAGCAACACAGGAAAGGAUAACACUAGUGGUAAGGGCGAAGGAGGAGGUGCUAGUGGAAACUCGGGUUCAUCCGCAAACAAUGAAAGCAACAGUGCUGGUUCUUCCGCCGGCGGUGGCGCUGGAGCUGGAGCUGGCGGUGGUGGUGAUGGUGGAGAUGAGCGCAGACCAGGACAAUUUCCCAUCCCAGUCAAGGUUAAAAUAGAGAAAGAGGACGACGAGGAAAAGGAAAAGAAAAAGAAAGAAGAAGAGUUGACUGCCAGUUUCGGAAAAGUUGUUAUAAAAACCGAAAAACCGGAUGAUAUUGUAGAAGAACCACCGAUCGAGUAUGAUUUUGUCGAGCUGGUGCUGGAUAGUACCAGAAUUGAACAUAUAGCUUACCUCGAAAAACAGGGCGACAUACUGCAUCUUUGCCUCAUGCCCGGGUGCAAAUACAUUUCGAAGAAUGCUUUAGAUUUUACCAGCCAUAUUUCAAAACGACACAGUCAAAUUGUUUGGGAUGGUUACUGCUAUCCCUGCCAGUCGCAGAUUGUGAUAAUGGAUACCUGCACAAUUGCCAAUGAAUUACAGCACUUACUAGAAGUUCAUGCUCGAAAGAAAACUCCAAUUCCGAUUACUGAAGUAGAAACGCGUCCAUCUGCGUCAAAUGUGAUUCGUAUACGUAAAAUGCCAGGGGACACCUUGUCUGCAACCGAGACCAACCCACCGCCAUUGGCACCACUUAUAUUGCCAGUACCAUCGAUUGUUCAGGGAGGUCCCCCACCCAUCGCAUUGGGCCAACCGGGACCGAUGAUUAUACAAUCUGGUGCAACCAUCUCCCCCAUAUCUUUAGGCAACAAUCCGAUAAUUGCCCCGACACACACAAUUCCAGCUCAAAUUCGGCCAAUCGUACCGAAUACUUUGCCAACGAUGGCAUCUUCAAGCAAUAUAUCCUCUUCGUCCAACUCCGCUGCGUUACCCUCAGUUGUAAAUCUCCGCAUAAGUACAGUGCGUUUGAAACCCUGGACCAAUAUGGUUACUACGAAGAAUCAAGAACACUGCCGUAACAUGCUCGAAGAAGCCAGUUUACUUUGUCUGUACAAAUGUAUGGCUCGAUCGUGCGCAUUCACAACCAACAAUCGCUUCUUCAUGGAACAACAUUUGAAUUUGCACGAAAAUCGGUACGUCUCCGGACCUGGCGCACCACGGAAAUGUUGGUUGGAAUGCGCUUACUGUGAACUAAUAGCUCCUAACUGUACCGUCCUGCUGAUGCACAUCGACCAGGAGCAUUCCACGUGUGGUUUCCAGUGCAACUUGUGCUUCUACCGAAGUCGCGAUCCAACCAAUGUCGUUGUGCACCAGAAAACUUAUCAUCCGACUAAUCUUUCAACGAAGAACAUCCUCAUCAUGCCAGACAAUCUACGAAGCUUCGGCGACGACGAAUGGCGGUCAAUGCAGGAGUCAUUACGGAAGAAUGUCCUUCCGUUGCACUGUACCAUUUGCAAGGGAUCGUACUACAUCCUGUCAGCAUACAUGAGCCAUCUGGCUGGGCAUUCACAGAGCUUCGUGAGUUGUCAGGUGUGUAAUCUGAAUAUAGACAAGAAAAGUAUGGCCCGUCACUUGUUACUGCACUCCAUCGGAUUGUAUGAAUGUGUCUACUGUUUGUUUGGCGCCAACACUAAAUCUACGAUGGCGUUGCAUGUCAGCAAUGCCCACUGCUCAAAACCACUGUACUGCUGUGUUCGAUAUAACAAGAAGAGAUCCGAUGGUGUUGAUUAUCCACCGAACAAAAUUGAAUCUAUGGAACUAAAAACUAUGAGUUGUACUGUUUCACCGGAUCUUUUCAAGCGAUGCACUUAUACCCCGGAACAAUUAAACUAUAAACCAAUUGAUCUCAAUGCAAAUCAUGCGAUGACAUACAUAAAGCCAGUUCAAACAGUUGUUUCAAGUGCUGUUGCAACUCCUGUGGCUAGCUCCACGGCGUCCAAUGCUGCAUCGAAUAUUCAAAUUCAAAUAACCGAUGAGGCUGGCAGACCUUUGAUCAUUUCGAUUCCUGUGCAGAACAGUGUACCCAAACCAUCAGCGACAACUACAGCGCAGGCGCCUGCGCUUCCCGUUAACACGACACCAUCAAUUCAAAUGCCAAUGAUUACUACCGUUCAGGGUGGCGUCCCUAUAUCACCACAAACCCAGCAGCAGCCACAUAAUCAAGGACCACUUCCGGUCAUCAGCAGUGUUCAGGGAAUGGCUACGCUGCCACCAUUAACAGCCAUUCAGCGUGUUACUGACAGUCUACCAGUAAUUAGCAGCGUCCAGAGUGUUGCCCCAACGCCUAAUGGUUCGCCACUGGCACCCAAUAAUUCGGCAGCUUCGAGGAUGCCUGCGUUGACUACCAUCAGUGCUAACAGUUUAAUCAACCUACCAAAUAUUCCAGGCAUCACAAUCACAGCCAAACCGGCCACAACGACAGUGUCCAGUUCCACGGUGACUAGUACGCAAUCUUCGACUCCGGUUGGUAAAGACCGGCCUCCAAUGGUUUCUGUGGCAGACGGCAGCAUGUCUUCAACUGGUGGCCGCAAAGCUAUAGUGGAUGACCAGACAAGUGAUAUCUAUGCAACAACCGUGGCUGAAGCGGAUACCCAAUCCAGCAAUACCAUGAACCCACAAGAAAACAACACAGUUUCGUUGGACUCUGAUGAUGAGAUCCCUACGCAUGCGGAUGGUGAUUCUAGUAGCAAAAACAGUACUCCUGUUCAGUCACUAUCGCCAGUUUCGGGAGGCACAAAUUUGAAGGGACCAGGACAGAAGAAAUUUUCUAGUACUACUCAGAUUCGAAUUGACUUUCUGUUCAAAGGAACCAUGGAACGGUUCGAUCGGCUAGAGCGAAAAGUGGCCCAGAUGAUAAAGCAUACAGGCUUCUGUGGUUCAGAGCUGAAUGUGUGUGGUGUGGAAAAGUGUGACAGUCGUUUUAGUGAUCCGGUUAAGUUGAAUUUGCAUCUGCUAAAGCAUCACAACAUAGGAAGUUAUAAGUGCUAUCAUUGUCCGGAAAAAUUCAAGUCAGCACAUGAACUGAUUACGCAUAUAAAGACACAUGGCCGCCAUCGGUAUAUGUGCUUUAUUUGUGAUCGAAAGAGUCAUUUUCUGAAAAUGAUGAUUCUUCACGUACAACACGACCACAGCAGCAAGGAUGUGAUUUUGACUUACCUGCACCCAAAGAAACGGGACAUCCAUAAUGAUCUAGUGGUUAUCUGUCCACAGAAUGUAACAGCCGCUCAGCUUCAAGCUUACAUAGACAAAAUCUUAAAGGAAGACGGAAGUGGUUCUGCUUCAGCGUCAGUCGCGGAUAAAAAACAGUUUGGAGUUGAGGAUAUAGAUCGCUUGCCGCCGCAGGAUAUCUACCUGGAAGAUGCAGGAUGUGCGUUGUGCAGCUAUACGACAAAGAUUAGAAAAAACUUACGAAGGCAUCUCGAGAAACAUUCGGAAACUUCAAAAGGAACGGCGUCCCCAGAUAUGGUAACUGCUGGAUGUGCAAAUGUUCCGCAGAUGAUUUUACCGGGAAAAUUAUAUUUGUGUGGUAUUUGUAAAUUCGAGUGUCCUGUUCUCACCGACUUUCGCACACAUCUUUACCGAAUGCACCGGCAGGAGAAAGUGUACAAAUGUCCCCAUUGCCAGGCAACACUAAAUGAUGGAUUGAUUUGUAUUGACAAGCUUGUCAACCACCUGAAACUUCACGGUGAGAAUUUAUUCAAGUGUAGCGAAUGCGACUUUUAUCGAGACGUGCAACAUAUCGUUGCAACCCACGUCAAACAGAAUCAUGGUUCUGUUGCUACCGCAACUGUGAAGAUAAUUCGCGAGGCUCCAGCCUUAGCUCGUGUAGCUGAGUCCUCCUGGCAAUGCGAUUUGUGCGAAACUAUUUGUCGAACACGUGAAAAAAUUAUCGAACAUAUGACGGCCGACCAUAAGCUAACAGAUAAGCAGUACAAAUGCUCUAAAUGCGCAUACAAAUCUUCUGAUCAUGAUUCCUUCAAAAUACACUUUGCUGAUCUUCAUCCAAAUAACGAGAUCUUGAUUAUUGCGCUAUUCCAUGAAGUACUACCUAAAGAACCUGUAGCAGCCAUAAAACCCGAAAAGGACCAAAACGUAAGUUUACCGUUUGAUGAUAAUAACCGAAAGAAAAAAUUUGCUUGCGGCAGUGAGAACUGUUCCUACUUCUCAACCGAUUUGGAGUGGGCAAAGCGCCAUUUCCUGGCCAGUCAUCCUGAUCAGACGCUGGCUGUGUACGAUGAAUCUAUCACCGAUAAGGAAAAGCGCAAGCGGUUCGAUUACUUCGUAAAGUAUGUUUGCAACCACUGUCAACUGCAAUGUGACACAAUCGACGAUGUUGUUGAGCACUGGAGUCGGAAACAUAAAGAGGAAGGAAAAAAACCUUUGAUGUUCAAACUAUUUAAACUAGUUCGGUGCUUCUAUUGUGAUAAACUGUCAUCGUACUACGAUAUUAAAAUGCACGCAACUGUUAACCAUCCGGGGCAAACGUUCGCUUGCGUGGACCAUCAAAAUGUGUUUAAAUGCGGCGAAUGUCCGUUUGUUCUGACCGGUGUGAAGAUCGACCUGCUGAAACAUUUUAAAAUCUAUCACAGCGCAAGUAAGAAUGAGGACCCAUGCGACUACAUAGACGACGAAUUCUUGCAUCGUAUGCUGGAGCAGAAUAGCAGUACGUACACGUGCAACCAUUGUAAACUAUCCUUUGAUAGUCGCUUCGAGUACGAGAACCACAUUGAUGUGUGUUCUUUGGCCGGGUUGCCCAGCUCAUUCUCGCUCAGCUCGAAAUCGGUUCGUAUUCGCUACAUUUGCAGCUGUUGUAAUGAGAUGUUUGUCAACGAGUAUAGCAUUGCGAAACAUAUGCGAACGCAUUUGGCUCAGUACAACUGUCGAUACUGCAAACGUGAAUUCAAACAGCUGGUGCAUCUCAAUCACCAUCAGAUGACUCUGCACAAUGCAAAAGAUAAUGAAUUUGUUAUGAAGGACCUGAAUCAGUAUCGAAACUUUUUCCUGAAAAUAAAAAUGCUCUUCCCGAAUGGGUUGCUACUAAGCAAAGUGGACGCUUACCGAACGGUGUGCGGUUCAGUUGAGGACAUUAUCAAUUAUGCCCGAAGCUGCAAUGAAGAUGAGCACAAGGAACUGAUGUACGAACGUGCUAUCGAAUUGCCCCUCCAUUACGAGAACAGUACCGGUGAUCUCGUUAAAACACUGUGUAAGGAGUAUCUUAAGACACAGCCAAAACUGAUCUUAGAGCUGGAGAACCUCGACGACAAGCAGGUGGAACACAUCAAAGAGCAAGCGUACUUACUGGCAAAAGCCUCUGGGGAAAUGAGUGACGAUCAAAUUCUGGUCGCAUCAUCUUCGAACGCAUCGACGCGUAGUACAUAUGGUAUGGAUCGGCGGAAACGAGCGCGUGCGCGGAAAUCAUUUAAACAGUUAUCGAGUUCCAAUUCGGAAACCGAUGAUGAGGACGAUGACGAUUGGCAGCCAGGAGCAAAGCGUAUGAAUUUGCGAGCGAAAAGAAACAAAUCUUUUGCUGAUGACGAUUUUAUAGUGUCGGAUGGGGAAUCAGAGUCGGACGAAGAAUUCCUUAUUAAUCUUAAAAAAGAACGCUAGUAGAGUAAUUUUCGCUAUCUAAUAGUAAUAGUUUUCAAGCCAAUGUCAAACUAUAAACAGAAAGACCGUUAGCAUUUCAA
Sabethes cyaneus is the source of this 9338-nucleotide messenger RNA. RefSeq lists its product as uncharacterized. The coding region runs from base 220 to 9258 and encodes 3012 amino acids. Gene Ontology annotation, biological process: regulation of DNA-templated transcription. The record is from RefSeq and is a predicted model, not a curated record. Gene Ontology annotation, molecular function: DNA-binding transcription factor activity, RNA polymerase II-specific; RNA polymerase II cis-regulatory region sequence-specific DNA binding. Lineage: Eukaryota; Metazoa; Arthropoda; Insecta; Diptera; Culicidae. The transcript is spliced from 7 exons.